CACUGAGGAAGGGAAGAGGGAGCCAGGCAGCCUCAGGGUAGCCUGGCCAGGGUCUGGCGCCACCAAACCUGCACUUUCCGGUUUCGGAAGCCAGGUAGGGGGCGCGGGCAGCCAGCAGCUCCCGCCAAGUGGGUGAGAGCUCUCCGCCCGACCAACUCCCGCUACCUGAGCCGGCAACCACGUCACCGCCACAUCAUCUGGCCUCUUGUAUUUGCACGGAACCAGGAAAGGGAGCGGCGGCGGGAGGCGCGGAGCGCGGGCGCCGGGAAGAUGCUGCAGUCCCUGGCCGGCAGCUCGUGCGUGCGCCUGGUAGAGCGGCACCGCUCGGCCUGGUGCUUCGGCUUCCUGGUGCUAGGCUACCUGCUCUACCUGGUGUUCGGCGCCGUGGUCUUCUCGUCCGUGGAGCUGCCUUAUGAGGACCUGCUGCGCCAGGAGCUGCGCAAGCUGAAGCGGCGCUUCCUGGAGGAGCACGAGUGCCUGUCGGAGCCCCAGCUGGAGCAGUUCCUGGGCCGCGUGCUGGAAGCCAGCAAUUAUGGAGUGUCGGUGCUCAGCAACGCCUCGGGGAAUUGGAAUUGGGACUUCACCUCGGCGCUCUUCUUCGCCAGCACCGUGCUCUCCACCACAGGCUAUGGCCACACGGUACCCUUGUCAGAUGGGGGCAAGGCCUUCUGCAUCAUCUACUCCGUCAUUGGCAUCCCGUUCACCCUCCUCUUCCUGACGGCCGUGGUCCAGCGUGUCACCGUGCAUGUCACCCGCAGACCGGUCCUCUACUUCCACAUACGCUGGGGCUUCUCCAAGCAGGUGGUGGCCAUCGUCCACGCCGUUCUGCUGGGAUUCGUCACCGUGUCCUGCUUCUUCUUCAUCCCGGCUGCCGUGUUCUCCGUGCUGGAGGAUGACUGGAACUUCCUCGAAUCUUUUUACUUCUGUUUCAUCUCCCUGAGCACCAUCGGCCUGGGGGACUACGUUCCAGGGGAAGGCUACAACCAGAAGUUCCGGGAGCUGUACAAGAUCGGGAUCACGUGUUACCUGCUCCUGGGACUCAUAGCCAUGUUGGUUGUCCUGGAAACCUUCUGUGAGCUCCACGAGCUGAAGAAAUUCAGGAAAAUGUUCUAUGUGAAGAAAGACAAGGAUGAAGACCAAGUUCACAUCAUGGAGCAUGACCAGCUGUCCUUUUCCUCCAUCACUGAGCAGGCGGCCGGCCUGAAGGAGGAGCAGAAGCAAAACGAGCCUUUUGUGGCCUCCCAGUCACCACCCUAUGAGGAUGGCUCUGCAAACCAUUGAGCAUGGGCCACCAGACCCCGGACAUGAGGCAGAGCCUUGACUGUGUUCAUUUUUACAAGAAAGUCAAAGCUAAGAUGAUGUUAUUUUAAGAAAUAUCUACUGUUAACAAUAUUUUAAAAUAACGGAACUUUGGAUCCUUGGGGGGGGGUGGGUUUUAAUCUCUGGGCAAAUGAGGUGUGCACCCAUAACUCACAGGCAAUGUGAUCACCUGACAUCCUGCACCUGUAACUCACAGGCGAUGUCAUCACCUGGCAUCCUGCACCUGUAACUCACAGGUGAUGUCAUCACCUGACAUCAUGCACCUGUAACUCACAGACGAUGUCAUCACCUGGCAUCCUGCACCUAUAACUCACAGGUGAUGUCAUCACCUGGCAUCCUGCACCUGUAACUCACAGGUGAUGUCAUCAUCUGGCAUCACACACUGGGGAUGAAUACUUGAAACAGUGUACUGCAGUGGAUGGAGGCAGGUUUUCUUUGUAACUGGGGACUCUGGGUUUGCAUUCCAAUCAUUUUGCCGACAGCUGGGUAGCAACAUUUAUAUUUAAAAACAAAACAAAAAAAAUCUAUAGAGAUGUAUUUUAUAAAUAGGCUUAAGUGUCCCGGCUUGCAUGUGCCUAUCCAAAAUGAUUAUUUUUGUAGAAGUCUAAAUUAACUCUAUUUAUAAUGAAUAGGUCACCAUCCACUGUGUACAUAGAACAUAUAAAUAUGUUUAUAUUCUGUGCAUAUGUGUAGGCUACCAGAUUUCCCUGUACUUCUUAAGUCAAGAUAAGAGUUUUUUUUUCUUUUUGAUUUCUCUUUAUACUAAAGAACCCAGAAAUGCCACAGCAAGCUAGGAGGCAUAACGAACUCAAGAGAAAAUCAGGAUGAUAUUCUGUUCCUAUAUACAUUUCUACUCUCUUGCGACAGCGUAGGACCAGACAAGUGAGGAAGAGGGUUGGUGAGAAGGUGAAUCUAUUUAGUAUGGAAGGCAUGCUACCAGGUCUACCCACCUCACAGGCCCGGAGGGCACACCACCGGUUCUACCCACCUCACACUAAAGCACAAUGGCAGUGUCCCCCUCCCCCGAACAAAUUAUGUCAGGUUAAUCUGAGAAUUCUACGUUUAGAAGCUGAAAUCAAUAAAAUCAUGGCAGAUUGCAA
This is a messenger RNA of Rattus rattus (black rat), 2420 nucleotides long. RefSeq names its product potassium two pore domain channel subfamily K member 1 (gene Kcnk1). Lineage: Eukaryota; Metazoa; Chordata; Mammalia; Rodentia; Muridae. Gene Ontology annotation, molecular function: potassium ion leak channel activity. The coding region runs from base 271 to 1281 and encodes 336 amino acids. The transcript is spliced from 3 exons. Gene Ontology annotation, biological process: potassium ion transmembrane transport; stabilization of membrane potential. The record is from RefSeq and is a predicted model, not a curated record. Gene Ontology annotation, cellular component: membrane.